AGCUGGGCUGGGUCGGAGCUGGUCUCUUGGCUGCUGCUGCGGGGCCGUCGGGCCUGGAUUAGAGCCGGAACCGGAGCAGGACUUUGGGCUUGUGUCCUGCUAGCGGGCCGGGAGCUCCCGGAGAAGGGCGCGGGGGAUCCAUGGGACGGACACCCCAGGACACGGCGGGGCACCAGGCUCGCUAAGGGCAGCAGCUUGUAGCCACUGAUCGGGACCUGGCGGCCGCGCUGAGCUGUAGCGGGCAGAGACUCAAUGCCCAGCGGGGACAGACACAGACAGGCUCUGCGGUCUGUUCUCAGGUCCAUGCUCCGGAUUUUUGUCAUUUUCUUGAUAACACAACUACCUCAUUCGGAAGCUCUACAGUGCUACGCAGGCGAAUAUGAAAUAAAUGGCGAAUGCUGUCCCAUGUGCAGUGCGGGGAGCAGGGUGUUCAAACAUUGUACACGAAAUGUCAGCACAACAUGCAUGCCCUGUGUGGAUGACACAUAUACAGAGCAUCCCAAUGGCCUAACAGAGUGCAUGAGAUGUAAAGUCUGCGAUGCAGGCGCCCGACUGAUGGUAAAAGAAAAAUGCACGUAUACGAAGAACACCGUGUGCGGCUGCGCCCCGGGGGAUUUCUGCCCACAUGCUGCAGGCCUGGACUGUGAAAUGUGUAGUCCCUACACCAUCUGCCUGCCUGGCUCUAUGGUGAAAAUACCUGGCACAGAAUUCCUUGACAACGUAUGUGAGGUUUGCCCUGAUGGAACCUUCUCAGCAACCAACAUGUCACACACCUGUCAGCCAUGGACCAGGUGUGAAGAGGAAGGGAUGAGAGAACAAAAGGCCGGGACAGCCACUUCUGAUGCAGUUUGUCUACAAAGAGGCCUUUCUACCACAGCGAUAGCAGUGCUAAUAGUCCUUGCUCUCUCACUUUUAUCUGCAUUUGCUGGAACAGCGUUCUUUUUUUGGUGGAAGAAGAAGAGGAAAUAUGGAUUAACACCUGCACAGGAGACAGGGGAUGAGCUAAAUGAAGAGGCUGUGGAAAAUUUGAUACGGACUGGAAAGAAAGGGACUGAUACAACCCUUCCUGUUCAGGAAAGUACUAUUAAACUCUAGCACAUCCACCCUUCACAGCCCCUGAACAAACACAGGGAAGAGCAGAUGCACAAAGUGGGGGAAGAGAGAGAGCCAUUCGUCAGCCCUGCAAGUGAGAGAGGAGGAACACGGAGAGGAGUCCCUACUACAGAUCUAGGGAAAUGGCCACCAGCCCUGGAUUCUCCUGAAGGCUCCGGACUACUCUAGAAAAAGCUGAAUGAUCAAGGACAGAAAAUCGAUCAGAGUUCAGUGAUUUGGAAGCUUCUGAAAAUCCCUCUUGACUGGAUUCUAGUGAUCAUCAUCAAUGUAACUUUAGUCUCUCUGGCUGUCUCCUGUUAUGCUGAAGCCUUCCUCAUGGACACAUUGUUAGGUGUAAUGUCUACAGACUCUGGGCUCUUGGUUUCAUUCAGUAACUACACUUAAGCUUCCAUUUAUUCAUUUAAAAUAUUUGAGAGUUCCCACUCACACACCACAAAUACUUAACCUGGUAUCCAGGAAUGUCUACUGAACCAGUUGCUCUUCCAUAUUGGACCAGGUGACCACAAAGCAUAUAGUCAAAAUGGAUUUUAUACAUAGCUUUAGUUUUAUAACAAGGCAACAGAGUGGGAACAGAAAUGUUUUAUUGCUGUAAAUAUUAGCUCUUAAUAUCUCAUCCUACAUUAAAUCUGCACAUUUAUUGUCUCUUGUUAAUCAGAUUUGCUUUGAACCUUCUCUAUGGGUAAGAUAAAAUCCCAGGUAAGAAGUAUGACUGGAAAUAUGAUAUUUUCUGUCUUAUUAUCUAUCCCUUUCUUAAUGAUUCCCAACAUUCUGUUCACUUUUUUGACUGCUGCUGCUGCACAUUGAGUGGAUGACUGCUGCUGCUUGCCACAGGAGUCUCUGAGAACAAGUGUGUGUUUGCGUAAACUCUGAAGUCCCCACUGGUCAAGUGAGAUUAGCACCAGGGGCUCUGAAAUCAGGAGACCUGGGUUCUAUUCCCAACUCUGUCACUGAGUCCCUAUGGGACUAGGGAACAAGUCUCUUAAACAAUAUGGUCUAGAUCAGGGGCGGCAACCUUUCAGAAGUGGUGUGCCGAAUCUUCAUUUAUUCACUCUAAUUUAAGGUUUUGCGUGCUAGUAAUACAUGUUAACAUUUUUAGAAGGUCUCUUUCUAUAAGUCUGUAAUAUAUAACUAAACUAUUGUUGUAUGUAAAGUAAAUAAGGUUUUUAAAAUGUUUAAGAAGCUUCAUUUAAAAUUAAAUUAAAAUGCAGAGCCCCCCGGACUGGUGGCCAGGACCCAGGUAGUGUGAGUGCCACUGAAAAUCAGCUCGCGUGCCAUAGGUUGCCUACCCCUGGUCCAGAUCCUCAAAGGUAUUUAAUGUCCAUUGAUUUUUAAAGGUAUUCAGGCCCCUGAUUUCAAUGAAAGUUAGGAGCCUAAAUAUCUUGGAGGGUCUGGGUCAAUGUGCCUUACUGUCUGCAUCUGUAAAAUGGGAAAAAUACCUUAGGGGGUACUGUGAUGGGUUGGAUCACAGAAACCCCCUUGGGAGCUGCCACCCGAUGUACCAAGACUACCCCUGCUCCUGUUUUCCCUGCCAGCUCAGGACUCCAGCACCCUGUCUUGCUGAGCCAGACACUCCCGUCUGCUCCAACACAGACCCAGGGUCUGAAUCACUUGCCCCAAAGCUGCAAGUUACCUAAAAACAGCUCACAGAAGUGUGCUUGUCUUUAGCCCUCAGAUGCCCAACUCCCAAUGGGGUCUAAACCCAAAUAAAUCCAUUUUACCCUGCAUAAAGCUUAGUUAAUACUUAGUAUACUAUUAACUAAGCUUUAUGCUUAGUAUACUUAGUUAGUAUACCCUGCAUACUCUGAGUUAAUUAAUAAGUAAAACGUGAUUUUAUUAAAUACAGAAAGUAGGAUUUAAGUGGUUCCAAGUAGUAACAGACAGAACAAAGUAAGUCACCAAGCAAAAUAAAAUAAAAUGCCCAAAUCUAUGUCUAAUCAAACUAAAUACAGAUAAGAUCCUCACCAGUUCCAGAAUGCUCCCUUUUACAGGCUAAUCUCCUUUUAGCCUGGAUCCAGCAAUCACUCA
Messenger RNA from Emys orbicularis (European pond turtle), 3138 nucleotides. RefSeq names its product tumor necrosis factor receptor superfamily member 14-like. Bases 253 to 1095 code for a protein of 280 amino acids. Gene Ontology annotation, cellular component: membrane; external side of plasma membrane. The transcript has 8 exons. The record is from RefSeq and is a predicted model, not a curated record. Lineage: Eukaryota; Metazoa; Chordata; Testudines; Emydidae. Gene Ontology annotation, molecular function: transmembrane signaling receptor activity; protein binding. Gene Ontology annotation, biological process: positive regulation of T cell migration; negative regulation of alpha-beta T cell proliferation; signal transduction.